Magallana angulata is the source of this 764-nucleotide messenger RNA. RefSeq lists its product as uncharacterized. The record is from RefSeq and is a predicted model, not a curated record. The transcript is spliced from 4 exons. Lineage: Eukaryota; Metazoa; Mollusca; Bivalvia; Ostreida; Ostreidae. The coding region runs from base 294 to 590 and encodes 98 amino acids.
CUUUCUGUGCAGAUUUUUCUCUUGAUGUGUUGGAGCUUUUUAUUAAUGGAAAAAAAAUUCUUUGCUUUUUCUCUGCAGCUGAAUUCAAUGCAUGUAUAUAUUUUUGUAAUUUAAUGGGAUUUCAUUUCUCAAAGUAUGUACUUGUUUAAAUCCACAUUAUAGGAGGACACAAUAAGAAAAAGGUAUUGCCAUCUUGUAUAAGUUGAUGUCAUGCAAAAUCGCUAAUUUUAUGGGUCUGUGAUGUUUAAGCUAAUUCUACAUUCAAAAUCUUAAAUCUAUUUAUAGACUGCCAAAUGAAACACUACAUAUUGCUACAUAUAUGUAGAAUAGGAACAUUUUUGACUGCAUUUGACAAUGGAUACAUUUCUAAAUUUAUUGGAAAGUCCUUAGAUGAAAUUGCCUGUGAAGACAUAUAUUCAAAUGAUGAUGAUGAUGAUGUUGGAAAAGAACGAGCCAGAAAAAAGAAAACUGGACCUAAGCCUUCAAAACUCCCAACAGACAUAGAUGUGAGUGAUGAACAUGAUGGCAAUGAUGAUCAUAAUGAUGAAGAUGGGGAUGAUUAUGUUGGGAGAGAACGAGCUAGAAAAUAGAAAACUGGUCCUAAGCCUUCAAAACUCCCAACAGGUAAAACUGUAUGUCGAGAGGAAGAGGAAGCAAAUUCAAUAAAGAAGCCUUGCAAGAAUUGUGGGAACAUUUUUUUAGGACUUUUUGCAAUUGGUUUUUGUUUGUCGUCAUGUGGUGUUCAUUUUGUGCUGACAAUUAAA